Messenger RNA from Fonticula alba, 2795 nucleotides. RefSeq lists its product as hypothetical. The coding region runs from base 123 to 2591 and encodes 822 amino acids. The transcript has 7 exons. Gene Ontology annotation, molecular function: snoRNA binding; protein binding. The record is from RefSeq and is a predicted model, not a curated record. Lineage: Eukaryota; Rotosphaerida; Fonticulaceae. Gene Ontology annotation, biological process: maturation of SSU-rRNA from tricistronic rRNA transcript (SSU-rRNA, 5.8S rRNA, LSU-rRNA). Gene Ontology annotation, cellular component: Pwp2p-containing subcomplex of 90S preribosome; small-subunit processome.
UUCCCCCCCUCCCCCUCGCCCCGCCUCCUCCCCGCCUCUCGGUCUUCCUUUCCCCCCUCUCCCUCUCCUCCGACCUUUCUCGCUCCCCGCCCGGUGUCCGACGCGUAUCUCCACUCAACAGCAUGGCCGAAAAUGUCCACUCACGGCUUGAGGUCAUGGUGCCGGACCUCAAGCAGUUCAUUGAGAUCGGCUACUUCACCCCGGAGGAGGUCCGGGCGAUCGUCAAGAAGCGCACCGACUUCGAGUACAAGCUUCGCCGACGCAUCCCCGUGAAGCUGGACUACCUGCGCUACAUCCAGUAUGAGAUGAAUCUGGAGAGUCUGCGCGCGCAGCGGAAGCAGCGCCUCGGCCUCUACAAGCACAACCCCGUGGACUAUGCGAUCACGAACAACAUCACCACCAUCUUCGACCGGGCCAUGAUGCGCUUCUCCGGGGACACGCGCCUGUGGGUGGACUACAUCCGGUUCCUGCUGGCGUACAACCGCCUGGACCGGGCGGCGGGCAUCCUCUCGCGGGCGGUUCUCUCCCGGCCGACCGAGCCGCUCUUCUGGAUCAUGGCAGCCAGCUUCGAGCUGGACAAGCGGUCCAACUUCGACACGGCGCGGGCCCUGCUCCAGCGCGGCGCCCGGCUGAACCGCUCCAAUGACGUGUCUCUCUGGGUGGAGUACCUGCGCCUGGAGACGCUGUUCAUCGAGCGGAUCCGCGCGCGCCGGGCCAUGCUGGGCCUGUCGCGGCCGGGUGUGGCCGACCCCGAGGCCGCCGCCGGCCAGGCGGUCUCCGUGCCGGAGCUCCCGCAGGAGACCGGGUCCACUGGCGACGGCGGGUCGGACUCGGAUGCGGCCCAGUCGUCGGACGAGUCGGCUGCCGGUGGUGGCCCGGCGGCCGACGAGGCCAUGUCCGGCAUCAUUGCCCUGAGCUCGGAUGUCACCCGGUCGGCGGGGGCCGCGCCGGCCGACGCCGCCGGGCAGACCGACGCCCAGAAGGCCAGCCUGGCGCAUGUUCUCUCGGGCGCCAUCCCCAAGAUGAUCAUCAAGAGCGCCUUUGAGGCCCACCCCGAGAGCCUGGCGCUGCGCAUCCGCUUCAUGGAGAUCCUUCGGUCCUCGUACGGCCACCGCCUGACCGAGUGCCUGGAUAUGGUCUACGAGAGCCUCCAGAAUGACUUCCCCUUCCACCCGCACGCCCUGACGCUGGUCAUCCGCCGGGAGGUGGACCGCCUGCUGUUCGUGCCGCCGCAGCCGCGGAGCUCCGAGUCGGCCACCGCCCUGGCCGACCAGGACGACCCGCCGGCCGCCCCGCCGGCCGAGGACAUCCUGCGGGCCCAGGUGGCCGUGGCCAUCACCCAGAUGGAGGACGGCGUGCUGUCGCUGCUGGACGAGCUGACCUCGAUCGACGCCCGGACCAUCUGCUGGCUGGCCUUCAUCGACUCGCUGCAAGACCUGGCGGCCGAUCCGCGCAUCAAGAAGCUCGGCCUGAGUGCCGGCCUCUCGGCGCAGCUGUGCUCCUCCAUGCUGGAGUGCGUCUCGCGCGGGGACCUCCUUCGGCCGGAGCUCUUCAGCGCCUGGGCCGACUCCAUCGACCUGGCCGAGGGCACCGAGCACGCCGGGCACCUGCUGGCGGCCAUCGACGGCGUGCUGCAGGGGAAGUUCGCCGCGUCGGCCACCGCCCCGGCCGAGGAGUCGGACUCCGACUCCGAAGCCGAGGAGGAGGAGGGCGACGACGACGACGACGGCUCGGACACCGACAGCGAUUCCGACGACGCGGCCCCGGCCCCGGCCCCGGCCCCGACUGCCGGGCAACUUGACCAGCUGAAUGCCCUGAAGGUCCGGCUGCUGGUGCGCGGGGCCGAGGCCACCGCGGCCGCGGCCGCCGACAGCACCGGCCCCUUUGCCCCGGGCCAGGUGUCGGACUUCUUCCUGGGGCUGGUGCCGACCGAGGCGCUGGCCGGGCUCAAGCUCCUGGAUGACUUUGUCCCCUGGGCGGAGAAGGCCCUGCCGGAGGUGUAUACCCGGGCCUUUGUGAAGGACCUUUACGAGAAAUGGACCUUCAUCGGGCUGGCCUGCUCCGAAGCCAGCUUGCUGUCUUUCGUUCGGUGGAUUGUGGCCGGGCCGGCCCCCUGGCAUGGGGCCCUGCUGGACCUGAGCCAGCGUGCCCUCGGCCUGGCCGCCCAGCCGCUGGCCGGGCUGGAGCUGAUCCUUCACCACCUGCUGCCGAGCAAGCAGUCGGCCCAGCAGCCGGCGGCCGGCGAGGAGGCUGCCCCGCAGCGGGUGGCCUUCACGGCGCCCCAGCUGAAGCAGCUGGAGCGCCUGCUGGAGGCGACGACCGCGGCGCUGGCCCCCGGGGCCAGCGGCUUCGCCAUGCUCCGGACCCCGGGGGCGUCGGCCGCCACGGGCACCCUGACGGCGGCGGCGGCCGCCGACCACCACCAGUCGACCCUGGUGCGGGGGGUGUCGCGCGCGGCCGCGGUCUGGCUCAAGUGGAUUGCCUUUGAGCUGGCCCAGGGGAACCCCAAGCGCGUGAUCAGCCUCUACGAGCGGGCUGUCCGCUCGGUGCCCGAUGCCGAUGCCUUCGUCCAGGCGUACAACCGCCUGUGAGGGAGGCGCGUCGGCCGGCGGACCGGCGGGCCGUCGCUCCUUUUGGGGGGCGUCCGCUUCCGCCCUUCGGCCUCGGUGUUGCUGUCCCAUGGUGCUGUGCCGCGCGGUGCUCACGGGCAUGUGCUUCUUCCCUGGCCGGUCGGCCCCGGCCCCUUGCCUCUCCGUGGGGUGCCCCCGGCCCCUUGGCGCGCGCGCGCGCGCGCA